AUGGCUGAAGCGGCAGCACCUGAGAAAGGAAACAAAGGAACCAGCGAUAAGCAAAAGGUAAACUCAAAGUGGUUUUUUUCUUUUUUGAAUCUCAAAAACUCUCAUUCUAGGCAAAAGUCAUCGCGUGGCUAAACGGAUUGGUGGAACGACUGAAGGCGUGGACGCCCGGACACUGCCAGCAGCUGUUCGUCGAGAAGGAGCUCAUUGAGCUGUGCUUCCGAGCUCGCGAGCAUUUCUGGAAGAACAAUGUCAAACUUGAGGUGAAGAAAAUCGUUCGCCUUUAAACUAAUCAAAUUUCUCUUCAGCUCGAGGCUCCCGUCAAGAUUUGCGGCGACAUUCACGGACAGUACGAGGACUUGCUCGCUUUGCUCGAGCUCAAUGGAUGGCCGCCGGAAACGAGGUCAGUGCGAGCCCCAGAAUGGUCUCAACCGGACGCGAACACUUUCUUCUGCAGGUACCUGUUCCUGGGCGACUACGUGGACCGCGGUCCGUUCUCCAUCGAGGUCAUCUCCCUGCUGUUCGCCUUCCAAAUCCUCCAUCCGGACAAGGUUUUUCUGCUGCGUGGCAAUCACGAAUCGCGUCCUGUCAACAUGCAAUACGGAUUCUAUCUCGAAUGCCGCAAACGCUUCUCGAUCGCCCUCUACGACGCGUUCCAGCUCGCCUUCUACUGCAUGCCGUUGUGUGCAGUGGUCAGCAAGAAGAUCAUUUGCAUGCACGGAGGCAUCUCCGAGGAUCUUGUGGAUUUGAGGUGACGCUAACGAUCAGACUGUUCUGAUUUCAAGCUAUUUGGUUUGCAGACAACUGGAGAAAGUCGAGCGUCCGUGCGACAUUCCCGACAUUGGAGUCAUUGCUGAUUUGACGUGGGCGGACCCGGAAACCGAGAUCGAGGGGUACGCCGAGUCGAUGAGAGGAGCGGGACGGGUGUUCGGCGCCAAUGCGGUACGCAACUUUCUGGCGCUUCACAACCUCGAGCUCGUCGUCCGCGCCCAUCAGGUCGUCAUGGAUGGAUACCAGUUCUUUGCCAACAAACAACUAGUCACCGUCUUCUCGGCGCCAUCCUACUGCGGACAAAUGGACAACGCGGCGGCCGUGAUGAAUGUCGACGCGGAUCUGGUCAGUUCACGUUCAAAAAUUCGCGGAAAUUGUAUUUCAGGUGUGCUCGUUCACUGUGAUGCGUCCCGACUUGCGAAAAGACAAGGAGAAGAAGGCGUUGACUCCGACGAACUCUUGA
Messenger RNA from Caenorhabditis sp. 36 PRJEB53466, 1231 nucleotides. Lineage: Eukaryota; Metazoa; Nematoda; Chromadorea; Rhabditida; Rhabditidae. The record is from the annotation of a GenBank genome assembly.